GGAGUAGGAAGUGGAGGCAGAUCUCGGGUCAGGAAAACUGAUUCCAAAAUCACAGACACCUGGAGGAGGGAGGUCGAGACGAAGACUGAAGAGGGUUUUUGGAAAAGCAGGAAAGCGGAAGGCUGAAAGCUUCCUCUUCUUUCGGGUGAUAACUAAAGCUUCCUACAGAGCACGCUCAGUGGAAAACCAAGCAGAAGUCUCUAAACAGCACCGGACAAUCAUGAUGUCGCCAGACGACCAGGCCCUCAAGGACCUGUUGUACUGCAGUGACCUUGGUGAUGAGGCCAAAGGCGUAGACCUGGGCGGAGGUCCAACAGCGCCAGAGAAGAGCACCGCCACAGACUAUGUUCUGACAGCUGUGUCCAUCCAGGAGCCAAUGAUGUGCGCUGGGUGUGGUGAGCAGGUGUGCGACCGCUUCUUUCUAUUGGCUGCAGGAAGGGUGUGGCACAGCGUCUGCCUCCGCUGCAGCCAAUGUCAGUGUGAGCUGCAGACACAUCCCUCCCUGUUCUGGAGGGAUGGGAACAUCUACUGCCAGCAGGACUACAGCAGGAUGUUCGGAGGCGGUCAGUGUGCUCGCUGCCUCCAGCCAAUCCCAGCGUCUGCUUUGGUCAUGAGGUCCGGCGAGCUGACUUUCCAUCCUCACUGCUUCUCCUGCCAGGAGUGUGAUGUGAAACUAAUGCCUGGGAACCUGUACUGCAUGCAAGGCCUGAACCUCUACUGUCAGUCACAUUAUCAUGAUGAUGGGGGUGCCCUGCCUCCCUUUGAUGUCCAAACCAAAACAAAUCUGAAAGAAGGUCCAUACCAGGUCUCUGGUGAAGGUGAGGAGUCCGUAAGCAGCCCAGAGCCACGAUUGGAUGACAGUGUGGCAGGUGGGCGGACCCGCAGGCGAACCAAGCGAAUCAGGACAUGUUUCCGUAGCGAGCAGCUCAGAGCGCUGGAGUCAUGCUUCGCCCAGAAGCAAAACCCCGAUGGUAAAGACUGGACUUGCCUCGCACAUAAGACCGGUCUGCCCAAGAGAGUCCUGCAGGUGUGGUUUCAGAAUGCCCGGGCUAAACUCAGGCGUUCCCUCAGCUGUGACGAUUCUCAGGUUAACUCGCCCUCUGCUCCUCUGAAAGCUGUAACCAUAGCGACCAGCUCCCCGCCUCCCCCAUCCUGCUCCCCGCUGGACCAGCCGCCGCCCUUCCCCACCAGCACCAUCGACCAGCUGCAGCUGUCCCUGAUCACCACCCCGCUAGGCGAGCGUCUGGCAAACCUGACAGCCACCCAUCCUUCACAGCAACUGCUGCACAGCCCUGACUUCUUCCUGGACUACGACUCCCAGAACGCACCAGGGUGUCUCACCUCUCUGCAGGCCUACAGGGACUUUGAGGAGGCAGGAGGAGGAGGAGCAGAGAGAGAAGCUGAUCCGGAUACUUUCAGUCCACAUUACUGCUAGUCAACAAAUAAACAGUACUGAACAUUAGAGAAUAGUUAAAGGUGAACUGUUGAGCUGCAGGUGAGUGAGCAUCGAUGUCCACAUUAGAGAGGUGUACAGGUCUUUUAACACAAACAACAAACACUUCUGUGAAAUCUGACAGCUGCAUAUAUCAUAUGGAUGUUUAAAAUAAAAAAUAAUCAGGUGCUGCAACCCA
This is a messenger RNA of Amphiprion ocellaris (clown anemonefish), 1631 nucleotides long. Its product is annotated as LIM/homeobox protein Awh-like. Gene Ontology annotation, biological process: neuron differentiation; regulation of transcription by RNA polymerase II. Lineage: Eukaryota; Metazoa; Chordata; Actinopteri; Pomacentridae. Bases 221 to 1435 code for a protein of 404 amino acids. Gene Ontology annotation, molecular function: RNA polymerase II transcription regulatory region sequence-specific DNA binding; DNA-binding transcription factor activity, RNA polymerase II-specific. Gene Ontology annotation, cellular component: nucleus. The record is from RefSeq and is a predicted model, not a curated record. The transcript has 7 exons.